AAGUUUAGACUUCAGAAUAAAAAUUAAUUCCUAAACAGUCGGCAUGUCUUCUCCACUUCUUCCGUCUUCUCAUCUAAACUCUCCCAUGAUGGCCAUGUCCAUCUCAUUGUUCUACUCCUAGGGUUCUAACAUCAUCGCAAGUAGACAAAACUCCAUUUGCUUCUAAACUAAAAUUGUACUUCAUUUACUUAAUAAAAUAACAUCUCUCUUAGUCUUUCCUAGGAUUAAACCUUUAUAUUCAAGAUGGGUCAAGAGCAAUAUUUCGCACCUCAGAAGAGAACGUCCGGCGGUGUUCUCCCUACAGCCAACCUCAACGGAAGGACAUCAGCCCGUGUAGCAAUGCCUCGUGGCAGGCAGAUCCAGAAGACUUUUAACAACAUCAAGAUCACUAUCCUUUGUGGCUUUGUCACGAUCCUCGUCUUACGUGGCACUAUCGGCUUUGGGAAUUUGGGAAGUUCUGAUGCUGACGCUGUUAAUCAGAACCUUAUCGAAGAGACCAACCGAUUCCUCGCGGGGAUCCGUUCUGACAAUGAUCCCAAUGACCCCCAAGACCCAGCCGAGUCCGAGUUUAACCCAAAUAUUACCUACACUUUGGGUCCGAAAAUAUCCACCUGGGAUCAAGAUCGUCAAGCCUGGCUUGCUCAAAACGGUGAGUUUCCUAAUUAUGUUAAUGGAAAACCGAGGUUUUUGUUAGUGACUGGAUCGCCUCCUAAGCCUUGUGAUAACGCUAUUGGUGACCAUUACUUGUUGAAGAGUAUUAAGAAUAAGAUAGAUUAUUGUAGGAUUCAUGGGAUUGAGAUUGUUUAUAAUAUGGCUCAUUUGGAUAAAGAGUUAGCUGGGUAUUGGGCGAAAUUGCCCUUGAUUAGGAAGUUGAUGUUGUCUCAUCCUGAAGUGGAGUGGAUUUGGUGGAUGGAUAGUGAUGCGAUGUUUACUGAUAUGGUGUUUGAGAUUCCUGUUGCCAAGUAUGAAAAUUAUAAUUUGAUUGUUCAUGGGUAUCCUGAUUUGAUGUUCGAUCAGAAGUCGUGGAUUGCGUUGAACACUGGAAGUUUCUUAUUUAGAAAUUGUCAGUGGUCGUUGGAUUUGCUUGAUGCAUGGGCUCCAAUGGGACCAAAAGGGGUGGUAAGAGAGGAGGCAGGGAAGAUUUUGACGGCUAAUCUGAAAGGGCGGCCGGAUUUUGAGGCAGAUGAUCAGUCUGCUUUGAUUUACUUGUUGUUGUCACAGAAGGAUAAGUGGAUAGAUAAGGUGUUCCUGGAGAAUCAGUAUUAUUUGCAUGGGUAUUGGGCUGGGUUGGUUGAUAGGUAUGAGGAGAUGGUGGAGAAAUACCAUCCAGGGUUAGGAGAUGAAAGGUGGCCGUUUGUGACUCAUUUUGUUGGUUGCAAGCCUUGUGGGAGUUAUGGGGAUUAUCCAGUUGAGAGGUGCUUGAAGAGCAUGGAGAGGGCUUUUAAUUUUGCAGAUAAUCAAGUUCUUAAGCUAUAUGGAUUUGGUCAUAGGGGAUUGUUGAGUCCCAAGAUUAAGAGGAUCAGGAAUGAGACAACUACUCCUUUGGAGUAUGUGGAUCAGUUUGAUAUUCGCCGUCCUGUGCAUGAGAAGAGUGGAUUACAGAGCUAGGACAGUGAAAAUGAGACAUCAUAUUCAAUGUGUCAUAGUGUGUAGGUAAUGUAAUUCCUCAGUUACAAAUCAGAGUUUAAAUUUGUCAACGGUUUUUACAUUUAAGUAAGUUUGACUUGGAAUCUUGUCUCGGUGUUCCUUAGAAAACAAACUGAGUACAAUUCUUUAUAGACGUUAUUGUCUUCAGUUAUUUAUGAAAGAAAUGUACACUAAUCUUGCAGUUUA
Molecule: messenger RNA, 1833 nt
Organism: Mangifera indica (mango)
Lineage: Eukaryota; Viridiplantae; Streptophyta; Magnoliopsida; Sapindales; Anacardiaceae
Product: probable xyloglucan 6-xylosyltransferase 3
Exons: 1
Coding region: 244-1608 (454 amino acids)
Biological process (GO): xyloglucan biosynthetic process
Cellular component (GO): trans-Golgi network; membrane; endosome
Molecular function (GO): hexosyltransferase activity
Source: RefSeq, a predicted model, not a curated record